AGGAAUAGCUAUCACUUUCCUUAAUCAUGGAUCCUCACCCACAGGUGGAUUUUGCCACUGUCAAAAAGCGCAUUCGAGCUGUUACAACCAUGCUACGAAACAUGGGCCGUCAUAGUCUGCCAUCGGUGGAUCCUAAACAUGUCCCUUCCCUCUUACGCCACUUUGCCAAUAUUAUCACCCACGAUGACAUUUCCAGCUCUAAAGAAAAGAAAGCUAUUUCAGUGACAGGUGCCAUUUUUCAUGAUGGGGUGAACAUGAAGCUCCAGGCAUUAAUAGUCACCCAAAAUCUCUACUCCUCUUCUCCCUUGUCCAAGUUAAAGUUAGAAGAAGUGACUAAAUCUCACAAAUUGUUUCAAGAAGUUGUCAACAAUAGAAAUGGUGAUGUAUCCCUCAAAGAACAUGUCUCAGAUGUUUGGACGGCCUUGGUAUCCUUCGAGGAUGACCAAGACUCAGCCAACCUCUUUGUGUUAUGUAGAUUCAUUAAGCCAUGGGACGUCCAUGUGGCCCAAAAGUUAUGUGAUUGGAUGCCGGAGGCCAAUGAACUCUCAGACACUCACUGGUUUGAUGCACCCACAUGGUUUGGCCUGAUUUCCAUACCACCUGACAGCUUCACUCAGAAAGGCCUCAGGACGCAUAAGCAAGGUCCGACAGACAAGCAGGUCAUGCAGCUGGAAUUCUCAAGCAAGACUGUACAAUUUUGGGCUUGGCUGCUUGGCCGCCUCAUCAUGCUACUCGAAUCUGAAGCUGCAGAAGCCCAGAGGAUGAAGGAGAAGGAGAACAUGCUUGUAUUCAAGGAUGCAGCCGACAUUGUAAAGACCCUCUUGACAAAGACUACACUGGCCUCGACAUUUGGCAAGCUGCCUCCCAAUUUGGAAGAGCAAGUGGUUUCUCAUUCAUGUUGCCGCCAAACCAAUUAUUUGAACAUAGAUGUGUAUGAUUGGAACAAGUCUGAUGAUUUAUCACCACAACCUAGUGAAUCUGUUGGACAGCGUGUCUUAUGGCACUUGAAGGCCAUCGCUGCAUGGCAUACUGCCAUAGGAACACUUUGUUCGCCCAAAAAUUCCCAGUUUACUCAUGGCAAACUUACCCUUGGUUUGCUUGAUGUUCCACAUUGUGGCUUUGAAAUUGCCACCUUGGAUGAUAUCUACGAAGAAUACUUCAAGAGGUAUGAAUCGGACUCAGAGGCUCACAAAGCUGUGGUCAAAUCUUUUAUGAAAACCUAUCUUCCACAAGCCUUCCACGGCACCAUCCAUGCAGAGGCUACAUUGAUGAGCCUUGUCUCAUAUUUCUUGGCUUCUAACCGCUGCCAUGCUGCUCACAACAUCCCUCUUCCUGAUGAACAUGUCAUGGCUCUGCGUAACUUGCUCGAACUGGCAAGUCUUUGCUCUACAUUUUCGAGUCGCAUGAUCUGA
Suillus fuscotomentosus is the source of this 1412-nucleotide messenger RNA. RefSeq lists its product as uncharacterized. The transcript has 5 exons. The record is from RefSeq and is a predicted model, not a curated record. The coding region runs from base 27 to 1412 and encodes 461 amino acids. Lineage: Eukaryota; Fungi; Basidiomycota; Agaricomycetes; Boletales; Suillaceae.